This is a messenger RNA of Cydia amplana, 1930 nucleotides long. RefSeq lists its product as uncharacterized. NCBI's taxonomy places the organism in Eukaryota, Metazoa, Arthropoda, Insecta, Lepidoptera, Tortricidae. The transcript is spliced from 7 exons. Gene Ontology annotation, molecular function: ubiquitin-protein transferase activity; nucleosome binding; metal ion binding. The record is from RefSeq and is a predicted model, not a curated record. Gene Ontology annotation, biological process: double-strand break repair. Bases 15 to 1895 code for a protein of 626 amino acids. Gene Ontology annotation, cellular component: site of double-strand break; nucleus.
GUAGUUAGGAAAAAAUGGCGGCCAAGUCAAAGAAUAGACUCGUCAAAACUCAGAAUAAUUUAUUGGAAUAUGAUAAAAUUCAACUGAGAGAUGUUAUUUGUUCUAUUUGUCAGUCCAUUCUCUUGGAACCUGUGACCUUACCAUGCUUUCAUAACUUUUGCCAGAGCUGUUUUAAAAGUAGCAUAGAAAACAAUGCUUUGUGUUGUCCCCUAUGUCGGUUGCGAAUAGGUUCAUGGCUAAGAACCACAACAAAACAAAAUAAAAUAGUUAAUAUUAAGCUUUGGGACGUAAUUAAAACCAAAUUUGCGAAAGAAGUGAAUAUUAAAUUACAAGGUGAAGAUUUAAACUUAAGUCAAGAACAAUCCACUGUAUGUCUUAGUGCGCCUGGUGAAAUAAGAGCAGAGUAUGAGGCAGAACUGAAGAGACUGCAAGCAGAGCGCCUACAGCAAGAGCAGAAGCAACUUGAAGAAACCACAGUUCUUAUAAAGAAGAUCCAGGAAGAAGAGGAUGAAACCCAUAAGAAGUAUCUAGGAAUUCUAAAGCAAGAUGAAAUAUUGGCCAAAAAAGUGCAAGAAGAAAAUAAUAAAGAACAUAGUAAAAGAGUGGCCCCUGCUAAUAGACACCGCCAUACAUUGGCUCCGGCUAAACCCAAAUUAAAAACAGCAAAAAUAGAAGCAUUUUUAACUAAGACAUCUACAAGUUACAAAGUUAACCCACUGUUAAUUGAUGACAGCACUAAUAGCAGCAACAGUUCAGAUUUCGCACCAGCCAAAACUGAAACUCGGGGAUCUCCUGAAAUGGUGCCCAGUUACAGCAAAUUUCUCAAAAAUAUCCUAGAUAAGAAAAUCAGAAACAUUUCUGGAAUUUGGAAUAAAGAGAAUGGCGACAACAGUAAAACAAAGAAAACCGACUUACUACCUCACGUAAAUAACUCAUUUUCUACUGAUGAAAAAGAUCCAGAUAAAAUGCUGAAUGCCACACAGUCAUUACCUGUAUCCUUGCCGUACACCGGGAUACUACAACAUAAGAUUAAUGCGUUGGAUAAACGUAGCGUUGCGAGUGGUAGUGUUGACUCUAUGAGGCAAGAGCUCUGUUAUUUUAAGCCCGUGCAAGGAACAACAGCGACAAGUUACAAUGCGAAGAGAGGGUUUCCGCUGCGUGUGCCCGUUAUUCGGCUGGAGAGACCAGAGACCGCCCCGGUGCACAAAGAAGCACCCACUCAAAUGCAAUAUGUUGAAGGGCUUUGUCUCCUGCGCAACCACUCCCUGGAGCAUAACUUGCCCUCGGCAUUUGUCAUAGCACUCACUAAGGGUCUUACAAAUCUGUCAGGAAUGAAGGCAAAGGAAAGCACGACGGGAAAUUCCGUCCCUGAAGCAGUAAUUAGAAAAAAUAUAGCAACAAAAAGUAAAAACUGCAUUCAACUCGAUGGCGUCGAAAAAUUGAACAAAGAAACUAGUUUGCGACGCACAAGGUCUAUGGGAAGUAUUUCGAAAGCUGAAAAUGAAACAACACCUAAAAAGGCCAAAGCGAAAGCCAGACAAGUGGUUUCUGAAAGAAAACCGUACUUGAGAAGCGAAUCUAAGAAAAAUAGUGCUAAGAAAGAACUAAAUGGCCCACCAUUCAAUUCAGACUCUGUAAAUAACAAUGAAGUCAAUUUAGCUGUAAAGAAUUUGUCUAGUCCAUUGCAGCAUUGCGAUGUAAAAAAAAUAUUUGAAGAACAACUCAGGAUUGUGAAACAGAUGGAGCAGGAAAAGAAGGAUUUAGAGUUGGCUCGUAAAAUGGACGCGGAGCUGAACCGCCGCAUGCUGCGCCGCGCGCCCGCCGCCGCCGCAGCCAACAAGCGCGCGCUGCCGCUGCAGUACGCGCUGCGCCCGCCCAAGAAGCUCAAGGUUUAAUCUUCCAUCACAAUCUUAUUAUUACCUACUAUCCU